This is a messenger RNA of Plectropomus leopardus (leopard coralgrouper), 775 nucleotides long. The record is from RefSeq and is a predicted model, not a curated record. NCBI's taxonomy places the organism in Eukaryota, Metazoa, Chordata, Actinopteri, Perciformes, Serranidae.
ACAUGUGGCUGUGCCACAUGUUUUCUGUGGCUGACAGAAGCAAUGGCAGCUAUGUGGGGCUUGCUUGUUUGUGUGCUGGUUGUUUGGAUCACUAAAGGCUCUAGUGUGCCAAUUGGUGGCACAGAUGAAAGACUUGAGAAUGGGCAGCAGAGGAGAGUUAGAGAAGCCUCUCCCAAUGAUAUCUCCAUAAAGAAAGCCCUUGCACUACUCCAGUCAAUGGAGACCAUGUUGGAGCAUAACACCAAUGACGUACAACUGGAAACCAAUGAAGUGGAAGCUGAGGCAUCAGUUGGCCACCUGAAACUUGUACAACAGAUCAAACCCAAAGAUGACAAACCCAUGACAAGCGGCAAUGUGACCAGUGUGACGACGGCGGCACCCAGCAUGGACCAGGGGCACAACGCUACAACGGCGGCACCCAGCAUGGACCAGGGGCGCAACGCUACAACGGCGGCACCCAGCAUGGACCAGGGGCGCAACGCUACAACAGCGGCUCCCAGCAUGGACCAGGGGCGCAACGCUACGACGGCGGCUCCCAGCAUGGACCAGGGGCGCAGCACUGAAACGUCGCCUGAAGGUGGUGCAGCCACUGUGGAAAAAGUGGGCGAAGUUGAAAACCCAGAACCAUCAGACUCAGAUGGUGACAUUUAGAGUCAAUGGAAAAAGUAGGGAACAGGUAUGGGGUUCCAUGCAAGAGUUAAUUUUUGCAUCUACAGAUGUUUGUUUCUGCAUGUACCUGCUAUUGGCUCUACUUUAAAUAAAACUCUAAAACUGA